Molecule: messenger RNA, 1626 nt
Organism: Blastocystis hominis
Lineage: Eukaryota; Bigyra; Opalinata; Blastocystidae
Exons: 1
Coding region: 1-1626 (541 amino acids)
Biological process (GO): cellular response to unfolded protein; protein refolding
Cellular component (GO): cytoplasm
Molecular function (GO): ATP hydrolysis activity; misfolded protein binding; heat shock protein binding
Source: RefSeq, a predicted model, not a curated record
AUGAUUCGUUUACAAAAGGGUGAAUAUGUUAUUGGAAUAGAUCUGGGAACUACAAAUACUUGCGCAGCAGUGAUAACCUAUCUUUCUUCGGAUCCCAUAAUUGUGACACAAAAAAGCGGGAGUCGCUUGCUAAAGUCGUGCACCCAGUUUGGAAAAGAGGUUGAUGUAGGUGAAGCCGUGUAUAGACGCCUUACCCUGGGUACUGCUGGGAUUAUCAAGAAUUCAAAGAGAAUUCUGGGAAGAUACUUCAACGACGAAAUCGUUCAACGUUGUAUAGAAGAGAAUCAAUGUGGAGUGGAAAUCAGAGAAGUGGAUAAUAAACCUAUAUUUUAUAUCAACGAUAACACAUCUGUUUCUCCGAGCGAUGUAGCUGCCUUUGUUGUCAAGCGCAUCAUGGAGGUAGCCAAGGAGAAUAUUUGGAAUCGCUAUGGUGAGGAUAUGAAGUGUGUGAAAGUUGCAGUCACGUUCCCUGCCAAUUUUAACAACAACCAACGCACUGCUACUCUGUUAGCGGUAGAGAAGGCGGGAAUUCCCAGAGAGGAUCUAAAGAUGUUGAAUGAGCCAUCUGCAGCUGCUUUCCAUUACUGCAAGAUCAACGAUAUCGACAAUCAAACGAUUCUCGUCUACGAUUUGGGAGGCGGUACAUUCGAUGUUUCCAUCAUCCGCGUGGAGAAUGGAGAUUAUACAGUCCUGAAGUAUGCUGGUGACCCCUUUUUGGGCGGUGCCGACUUUGAUGCUCUCUUUGCGAAAUACAUCGAAAGAAAAUACAAAAACAAAUCGGACACUCCGUUGAUCAACUCCGAUAAAGAGAAAGUGCGGCGUCGCUUCUAUUUGCGCCUGAACGCGAUCGCCGAAGAAACAAAAACCCAUCUCUCGGAUACGAACUCGUACAAUCCCGAUCUGAGCGCCUUCGGAGUGAACUCGGAAGACGAAGACAACGACGACAACGACGGCGGUCUGCAAAUCACACGCCAGGAGCUGGAGGCGUGCAUUCAGUCGCUGAUCGACCGCUCGAUCGAGAUCGUGCAGGCGUGCAUUGCGGACUGCGGCCUGGCCGUCGACGACAUCGACCGCGUCGUGCGGAUCGGCGGGUCCAGUCGGCUCAAGAUCGUCGAGCAGCGAUUGGAGGAGCUGUUUGGCGAGACGAAGCUCAGCGGCGCCGUGAAUCCGGACGAAGCAGUCGCGUGCGGAGCCUGCCAAAGUCUCGUGGAGCCUCUGCAGCUGAAGGAUCGCAUCGUGUAUAGUUUGGGCCAGCGACUGAAGGGCGGGCGCAUUCAGUGCUUGAUUCCUCGGCAAACACAGAUCAAGUUCACGAGCCAGGCGCUGGAGACGCAGCCUUCGGAGGACUACACGACCUAUGUGUGCUGUGCGAUCUAUCAGGGAAAUGCGGAGAAGGUGAGGGAUAUCGAGCCGCAGAGUGAGUGCGAUUUGAUCGAGGAAUAUCAACUUUCGGGAUAUGAUAAGACCGAGAGGACGAACGUGACCUUCCUUACUACCUACACGAUUGAUGAGUGGGGUAUUAUUAACGUGACGCAGAAGUACAAGGAGAAGAAUAAAAUUCUGUUGGAUACCAUGUUCCGUUGGAAAGAACCUGUUAAUUUUAUUCCUCCCCCUGAGGACUUGUAG